GCGUAUAUCCACCAAUCAUAUUAAACAAGCUCACGCAUGCGCACUCCUUCGCAGUAGACUGCUGCUGUUGCUCUCGCAUCGCAGGUGUCAACCGAAUCAGCGAUCCUGCUGCAGCUGCGAGAGGGGAACCUACCUAUCCCAUUGAAAAUACCAGUCCAUCAGAGCGGGCAACAGUACAGAUCGGACGGCCUAAAAAUGAUCGAAUGAGACCUUAAGCUCGUCUCUGUUGCCAGGGCAGCUUUACGCGGGGAAGAGCGGGGCAGCUAGCCGCAGUUGUCCGGGCUUGUGGAGCAGCUAGCAGCAGUUGUCCGGGCUUGCGGAGCGUCUUCAGCGGGGAGCGCUGCUGUUCUGCAGCUAAAAUGUUCGUACAAGAGGAGAAGAUCUUCGCAGGCAAAGUCCUGAAGGUCCACGUCUGCACCAUGGAAGGCACAGAGUGGCUGGAGGAAGUCACGGAAGACACCACUAUAGAGAAACUCAAGGAGAAAUGCCUGAAGCAUUGUGUCCAUGGAAGUUUAGAAGAUCCGAAAACGCUUACACAUCACAAACUCAUCCAUGCUGCCACUGAGAGAAUUCUCACCGAAUCCAAAACGGUUGCAGAGGAAAAUCUUAAAGAUAAAGAUUGCUUGUUAUUGAUUAAGAAAAGGCCACCACCGGCUCCACCAAAAAUGGCUGAUGUAUCUGCUGAAGAGAAGAAGAAACAAGAGAACAAGGCUCCGGAUAAGGACGCCAUCCUCAAAGCCACAGCAAAUCUGUCCACUCGCAACAUUGACCGUACAGUAACUCAGCACAACAUUAGAGAUUUUCAGACAGAACUGAGGAAGAUUCUGGUCUCACUUAUUGAGGUGGCUCAGAAACUGCUGGCUUUGAAUCCAGAUGCUGUUGAGCUCUUCAAAAAGGCCAAUGCCAUGCUGGAUGAGGAUGAGGAGGACCGGGUGGAUGAAACAGCCCUGCAACAGCUGACUGAGAUGGGUUUCCCUGAGAGUCGUGCUGUGAAGGCUCUGCGCUUAAAUCACAUGUCUGUGACCCAGGCUAUGGAAUGGCUGAUUGAGCAUGUAGAUGAUCCCAUGGUUGACACGCCUCUACCUGGACAGGACACCCCAGGGGUGGCAGCCGCAGCUGCAGCCCCAGCCCCAGCCCCAGCCCCAACCCCAGGUCCCUCCAACACAGCUUCAGGAGUCCAAGGCCGUCUCAACACCCAGUCCAGCACAGAGGAGGCCAAACAGGAUGAGCUGAUAGAAAUCUUCAAAAGGAUCAGAAGGAAAAGAGAGUUCAGGCCAGACUCACGGGCAGUUAUUGCGCUGAUGGAGAUGGGUUUUGACGAGAAGGAGGUUAUUGAUGCACUCCGCGUCAAUAAUAAUCAACAGGAUGCUGCUUGUGAAUGGCUGCUAGGUGACAGAAAGCCCACCCCUGAGGAUCUGGACAAAGGCAUUGAUACCAACAGUCCCCUGUUUCAGGCCAUUCUGGAAAACCCUGUGGUACAGCUUGGUCUCACGAAUCCCAAGACUCUCUUAGCAUUUGAGGACAUGCUGGAAAACCCGCUGAACAGCACGCAGUGGAUGAAUGACCCUGAGACAGGUCCUGUCAUGCUCCAGAUAUCCCGGAUCUUCCAGACACUCAACCGCACGUAAAGCACACCUAAUAACUGGAGCGAUCCGAACUAGGGGAAAAAGUUAAUUAUUUGUAAGAGAAGUGUUUAUGUUUGUUUGUUUGUGUGUGUGUGUGUGUGUGUGUGUGUGUGUGUGUGUGUGUGUGUGGUAUGAACUUGUUUUAAGUGGAAACAUCACAGAAGAUGAAUGUAAAAAAAAAAAAAACAUUGAUGACAUUUUCACAUCAUAUUAUACAGAGGAAUAUAUCUAUUUAUAACUCUACACAACACUUGUAAAAAAAAUAUAAUGUAAGCAGUAACUUAAGGAUAAAUUGCUAACUUCAUUAUUUAGUUUAUGUUUUAAUAAGAUCUGUUUUUAAUUAUAUUAAGCACAUAGUUUGUUUGGCCAUCUAAAAGGAGAAAAGAAAAUUUCAAAAACACUUUUGUAUGAUUCUUAUGUUGAAAGAUCGAGUUACAACCAAUUUAUUUAACACUUUUAAAUGGUACCAUUGUCAUAGUUUAAAGGGACAGUUCACCCAAAAAUGAAAAUUCUCUUAUAAUUUACUCACCCUCAUGCCAUAUCAGAUGUAUUUGACUUUUUCUACUACUGAACACAAACAAAGAUUUUAAGAAGAAUAUCUCAGCUCUGUAGGUCCUCACAAUGCAAGUGAAUGGUGGCCAGAACUUUGAAGCUCCAAAAAGCACAUAAAGGCAGCCUAAAUGGAAUCCAAAUGACUCUAGUUCUUUAAUCUGUAUCAACAUAUUCAUACAUAUUCAGAAGCAGUAUGAUAGGUGUGGGUGAGAAACAGAUCAAUAUUUAAGUCUUUUUUUAAAUCUCCACUUUCACUUCCACUUUCUUCUUUUGUUUUUAGUUAUUUGUAUUCUUCAUGCAUAUCGCCACCUACUGGGCAGGGAGGAGAAUUUAUAAUAAUAACGUAAAUAUUAAUAAAUUAAAUAUUGAUCUGUUUCCAACCCACACCUAUCAUAUUGCUUAUGAAGAUAUGGAUUUAACCACUGAAGUCUUAUGGAUUACUAUUAUGCUGCCUUUAUAUGCCUAUGCUUUAUAGGACCUUCAAAUUUCUAGCCACCUUUCAAUUUGUAUGGACCUACAGAGCUGAGAUUUUCUUCUAAAAAUCUUAAUUUGUGUUCAGCAGAAGAAAGAAAGUCAUAAACAUCUGGAAUGGCAUAAGAGUGAGUAAAUGAUGAGAGAAUUUUCAUUAUUUGGUAAACUAUCCCUUUAAUUUUUCUAUAGGGAGAUAAAUCAUGUUGAUUCUGUUUUACUAUUGGUUCAGAGACAAAACACUUAAUGUAUAGGAUUAUUCGUUGCUUCCGAAAAGCAUGAACGUACUUUUGGGGGAAAAGCAAGCACGAGCAAGCACGAAUUUUGGCAACUCAUCAUUUGAAGACCAUCAGAGCUUUGUGGUUUCAUUAACACUACAAACCUUUCUGUGACGUUGUGGUGGAUGAUGCAAAACCAAUUUGCAGCCCCUUACGGACAUGUAAUAGAUAUUGAAAUAUAACCUGAUCCCUUUGUUUCUCUUACCUUCUUUAUUCUUCUGAUCUAUAUACGGAUGAUCCAGGUUGAAUCUGUCAGAUUGGACUGGCGUCUGUUUUGAUUCUAUCAGUUUAGUCUUUAGGAGCUGUACAGAGAGUACAAAGAUGGUAUGCUUAUGGUAUGAGUACUGGACAGUUACCUUAGUUUGCUGCAUCAGGGAUUUUCAAGUGAAGUGUUACCUUUAUAUUCACUAUCAUGAUCUGCACUUGUUUAAUGUGAAUCUAACUUUACAUGAUUACAGGAGGGUGGACGGAUCUUUUUUAAUUUUAUUUGUGAAAAUAAAAAAAAUUAUCUUUCAUAAACUGAUUUUACUUAAUCAGUCCCUUUGCAUUUUUGCAGUCUGUUCAAGUCUGUUGUGUUUUAUUACAGUAUGAAUGAUAUACAGUGUGCUCUAAAUGUCACAUGUCACUCACUAGUCUUGGCACAGGAAAUUCAGACUGCAAUCAAAGUACACAACAUUCUUAUGUAAAGCUUCACUCCAGUACUCCAUUAUUUUUAGUUGCAGUAGAUGUUUAUAUUGAAAUUCCCUGUCUGCAGUGAAAUGCAGAGGCAUCGUUUGCUGUGGGUGGAAAUCUUUAAUUUGUGCUCUCUUUGAUAUACUUGUGCUUGGAUUUUGAAAGAAGAAAUAAGUAAUUUAACAAUUCAGUCAGACUCAAGAUUAAAAACAUUAUUUCAAUGUUUCUGUUAUUAAUUAGAAUUUUUUUUUUUGUACAUUUUGAGCAUCUCAGUCGUGAUAAAUAUAUCACGGAAAUGCUGUCAUACCAAACACCAUGUUUAGAAUAAUAGACAAUUGUGUGAAUUAUAUGAACUGUGCUUUUUUUCUUUUCUUUGUUUGGCCGAGCGUCGGAGUGUUUCCAUUCAUUAUUUGAAUUGUGUUGGUGUGAAGUGUGUGCUCAGGGGUUUCUUAGCCAUACCAGGCAAAUAUCUGCUAUAGUAAUGCCUUCUUUAUCAAUAAAAAUAACAGUAGUUUAGUGAUUGCAUUAUCUGAUAACACUAUGAAUAUAUCUGGAAUACUCUUUAAAUGAAAACAUACUAUCCUUGUGUGCUAUUUAUUUUGAGGCCAAAUAUAAUCAAUCAUGAAACCGUUAUAAGAAAGAUUGUCAUUAUAGUCCAUCAUUAUAUACAGUUCUUAGAAGACCUCAUCCACUGAAUUAAUAGACUAUUUUCACUUCGCUGUCUGAAUGGCUUUUAAUGUACUUAAAGGAUGAUGUGUAACACACUGAGCAUUUAAAAUCAGACCAAGUUAAAUAUGUUAGCAAAUUAACAUUUUUAGUCUUAAUUUAAGGUUAAGAUAUGUAGUUUAUAUUGUUUUGGAGGACUAGUCAACACAAGCUUCUAUGCAAUGCAAUAUUUUUUUCUGUUGCUUCAUAAGAAAAAUCAGGUUUCAGUAUCACAAUUAAUUGAAUAUGUAGUAAUUGAUGUACACUUUCAUACUGUAUCCUUUCUUUUAUUUGAAUAAAAUUUGGGUUGCAUUAAGGGAAAGCUCAGAAGAGUAGAUGGAGCUUUAUGAUUACAGUAUUUAAAAUGUUGUUUUUAAGAUUGAUGUUCAUUCAUUUUCUUGAUUGAACAUUAUACGUUUUUGGAACCUAAA
Messenger RNA from Myxocyprinus asiaticus (Chinese sucker), 4731 nucleotides. Its product is annotated as ubiquitin-associated domain-containing protein 1. Bases 360 to 1628 code for a protein of 422 amino acids. The transcript is spliced from 10 exons. NCBI's taxonomy places the organism in Eukaryota, Metazoa, Chordata, Actinopteri, Cypriniformes, Catostomidae. Gene Ontology annotation, molecular function: protein binding. The record is from RefSeq and is a predicted model, not a curated record.